This is a messenger RNA of Anoplophora glabripennis (Asian longhorned beetle), 1008 nucleotides long. RefSeq names its product G-protein coupled receptor 52 (gene DopEcR). Bases 1 to 1008 code for a protein of 335 amino acids. Gene Ontology annotation, cellular component: membrane. The record is from RefSeq and is a predicted model, not a curated record. Gene Ontology annotation, molecular function: peptide binding; G protein-coupled receptor activity. The transcript has 2 exons. Gene Ontology annotation, biological process: G protein-coupled receptor signaling pathway. Lineage: Eukaryota; Metazoa; Arthropoda; Insecta; Coleoptera; Cerambycidae.
AUGUUACCAGAAAAAGACACACCUACUAUGACUAGCUUCAGUGGCAUCCAAAAUGGCACGGAGAUGGUGUUUACUUUGGAAUCCCUCGCCCAAGCUGGAAUCAUCUUCAUUAUGGCUCUGGCCAUUAUUAUCACCAAUAUUCUUAUUAUUGCUACUCUACUUCAUUUUAGAGGACCAUCAGAGGUGAUCAACUGCUACCUACUCUCCCUAGCCGUGGCUGACCUCCUCUGUGGCCUUAUCGUGGUGCCAUUGUCAAUACUGCCCGCCGUAAUGAAGAAAUGGGUAUACGAUGACAUAAUGUGCCGUCUCGUGGGCUACCUAGAAGUUACCCUUUGGGCAAUAACAGUAUAUACCUUCAUGUGGAUUAGCGUAGACCGUUACCUUGCCGUUCGGAAACCCUUACGUUACGAAACUCUCCAAACAAAAACAAGAUGCCAAUGCUGGAUGGCCUUUACCUGGAUAUCCGCCGCUAUGCUGUGCUCGCCCCCACUCUUAGGCCUGAAUGAACCUCACUAUGACGCUGAGGCUUACAUAUGUAUGUUGAAAUGGAGCAAUAUGGCUGCUUACUCCGUAACACUGGCCAUUCUGAUCCUAGGACCUAGUUUGAUAACCAUAGUGUACACCUACACUUACAUCUUUAGAAUGAAAAGUAAAUUGAGGAGCGGUGUUCCAUUUCACGACAAGGAAUAUGCCACCGCUCUAGCGGAGAGCCUGUCUAAUCCGAGUCAUAUGAUGUCCUUCGCUUUAGUCAUCGCUUUCUGGCUAUCUUGGACACCGUACAUCUUUGUGAAACUGUACGAGUACCGCACUGGUAAACUGAACAACAUGCAGCUUCUUCAUUUCGGUAUCGUGUGGCUUGGCUUCCUUAACUCGUUCUGGAAAUCCAUAAUUCUGAUCACCCUCAGCCCUCAAUUCCGACUUGCCCUUAGAAUAUUCUGCAUGACAAUUUGUUGUAGAUACAAGGGAAGACUGCAGGCCGAACUGAUAGGAAUGGAAGCAGACGACUGA